This is a messenger RNA of Exophiala xenobiotica, 219 nucleotides long. RefSeq lists its product as uncharacterized. The record is from RefSeq and is a predicted model, not a curated record. The coding region runs from base 1 to 219 and encodes 72 amino acids. The transcript has a single exon. NCBI's taxonomy places the organism in Eukaryota, Fungi, Ascomycota, Eurotiomycetes, Chaetothyriales, Herpotrichiellaceae.
AUGAACACUACGCUGGCCGACGACACUACCGAGGAUAACGAGCCGGAUGCGGUUCGCAAGCGGGCCGUCGAAGAGACCGCUGCGCACUUCGACCGUACCCUUGCCCUUACUGAUAUUAAGACCGCUCGUGCUGUUCCCGGUGCCUCUCCUCGUGGUGGUCGUGUUCGUCGCUCCGGCGGUUCGGCUACGGCUCGCAGUAGUGACGCUGGUCUAAGCUAG